Messenger RNA from Vespa crabro (European hornet), 5847 nucleotides. RefSeq names its product protein jim lovell-like. The record is from RefSeq and is a predicted model, not a curated record. NCBI's taxonomy places the organism in Eukaryota, Metazoa, Arthropoda, Insecta, Hymenoptera, Vespidae. The transcript is spliced from 5 exons. The coding region runs from base 2330 to 3928 and encodes 532 amino acids. Gene Ontology annotation, cellular component: nucleus. Gene Ontology annotation, molecular function: DNA binding; protein binding. Gene Ontology annotation, biological process: regulation of transcription by RNA polymerase II.
ACAUACAUACAUACAUACAUAUAUACAUACAACACACAUAUAUAUAAUAUAUGUAUAUAGAUAGAUAGAUAUACACAGAUACGGCCAUCCUUUCCAUUUUAAUCUUCUUCCUCUAUUUUUUCAUCAUCAUUUUCUUUUACGUGUUUAAACAAGAGAGAACGAAUUUUACGCAAACGAUUUCGUUCGUAUAAAUAUAUAUAUAUAUAUAUAUAUAUAUAUAUAUAUAUAUCGUAGCUAUCGUCGUGCCGCUGCCUUACUUGACGCAUCGUCGAUGGACGUGAGCCGAUCUUAUGCGGAUCGAAAAUAUGAGGGAGGAGAGAGAGAAAAAGAGAGAGAGAGAGAGAAAUAGCAGACAGAGAGGGAAUAGCAAGCGUACCGAUUAUAAAAAGAAUCGUGCGAUUCGAUCAAAACGAAUCCUGGUGCGUGCUGCUCGUGUUACAGAGAGGAGGAAAAUAAGAGAGAAAAUGUAGAGUCGAGACGUUAUUAAAAAAUUCUACAUCGUAUUGUUCCGAGAAAAAUAAAACGCGUCCUCGUGAAAACGCGCACAAGGGUCGAUAAAAUCGUCGUUGCUACCGAACCGGUGCGCACACUAGUGAUUGAACCGGUCGAACAACGACGUCAGUGCCUUCUCUCUUCUUCCUCCUCCUCCUCCUUCUCGUCCUCCUCCUUCUCCUCCUCCUCUUCCUUCUCCUCGACACUCGCAGACCCGCUCGCCCGACAUUUGGCUUCGUUUUAUCUUCUCUCUCGCGAGUAUCUUUUUGUAUCUUUCUUCGUUUCGAAGGGAACGGACGAGAGCCAAGCGGCAGCGUGGUGUGUGCCGUGUGUCGUUGCAACGGUUGCCAUUUUAUAGCCGGUCGUGACUUUCAUUCGUACACGGCCCGCGUGGAGGGAGCGAGAGAAAAGAGAUAAAAAGAUAAAGAUAGAUAGGUAGAUAGAUAGAGGGAGAAAAAGAGAGAGAGAGAGUAGGUUAGUGUGCGUGGUAGGAAGCGCGAACGAUAUAGAACGAUACGAGUGGGUGAGAAGUUGCUUAUAGACGAAAUGAGUGAGAGAGAGAGAGAGAGAGAGAGAGAGAGAGAGAGAGAGAUUAAAGAAGAAGAAAAGGAAGAGAAAGAUCCGCGACAAGGUCUAGUGGGGAGAAGGGAAAAUACGUAGCGCGUGCAAAUGUUUCCCCUUGUGCGCCUUAGGACUUCUCGAAAUCUUCUUUAAAGCACUUACACCUAUAUUACGUGUAUAAAAUACACAUAAUUUUAGGAUAGAAUAUCGCGUGAUACUUUCAAAUAUUUACGAAUAAUACGACGAUGAUCUUUGUUCAAGAGACAUUGAUCAUGGAACUUAACGAUGUAGCAAGAUGGCUAUUUCUGAUCUAUGAGGCAACGUAUCAGAAAAGAAUUCGAAAAAUAACAAAAAAAGUAACAUACUAUAUAAAAUAACGAUAAUCUAUUCGGUGUCUUGUUAAAUUCGAAAAACUUUCGAUUAUCUCGUAAAUAAUAUACGUAACUACUUUAGGUACUACGUUUCGAAGAGAGAUCGUUAAUACACGCUCUUGUCACCUUGCUUUCUCGGUUGGGGGAAGGGGCUAUUAAGGGGUAAAAGACGCGCGUUGCUGCACGCUUUAUCGGCUCGUCGAGGACGAUUAUCGUCGUUGGCGCUUUUUUUAGAAACCUUCGAAGCAAACGACUUCUACAAUAGCUUUGAACAAUCCCUACUACGAUCGUGACAAAUUUUGACAAAUUUUUUUUUCACUUUUUUAAAUAUCAUAUCGGAUCCGUAUAACGUAGAUUCGAUUUGAAAUCAUUUUUUAUUCGAUAAUAGUUUACAAUUAUCGAGGGGAAAGAAGGGGAUCCUCGCGUGCGCGUCCGUAAUCCGCGAAAAUCAUUUUAACCGAUCGCUUUACAUCUUACCUACGUCAUCGCAUACAUUAUGGAAGGAAUUCCAUCGGAGGAGAGGGAAGAGAAUGCAGAGGGACGCACCUACGGCGAUAGCGGAGAAUCGAGAUAUCGAAAAAGUUUAAACGUUGAAAAAAGGGAGUUGGAAAUAAAAAAAGGACCAGGGAGGGUGGCGAGAUAAUAAAAAAGGGAGAGAGAGACGGAGAGCUGCUGGUAACCCAAACGUAGAAUAAGAAUAAUUCAAGACGGCGAGUACCGGUGCAACUACAACAGGUCGGCUUGUAUUGGUGGCCGAUACCGCGGACACCACCAAGCUGACCUCGCACAGAAUCAUCCAAGAGCAAAAAUUGACCGGUCGAGGGGGUGGCGGUGGUGGUGGUGGUGCUAGCACGAGCUCGAACGACGAGCUCGUUGAGUCUGCCAGAAGACUCGAAGGGAUAGCGAUGAAGCAGGAACCGGAAGACGAGGAGGAUUGUUACCUCGAGGACAAUGGAAUGCCUGCUGCGUCGCCUGCUUCCUCGCCACCCUCUGCUGCUAGCAGACACACUAGUACGACCCACAGGGUAAGAUCGCAUGCGCGCAGUCUCCGAGCGAUGGCCAAUCCCAGCGCAGUUUGGGCUCACUUCGACCUCUGUGCGAAUGACCCACUGCGUGCCCAGUGCCGUAUAUGCGGUGCCGUUGUUGUUAGGGGUGGCGCAAAUCCUCGACAAUGCGGCACCACCAAUCUCCAUCGGCAUCUCAGAGUACAUCAUGGUGGCAGACUCGUCGGCAGACGUUAUCACGUUUUACAGUCUAACACGCCUGCCUCGCAAUCUAACACGACCACCACUAAAACCAUCAGAAUAGCAACCCAAUCUUUCGUAAGACCACAUAUUAGGAAUAUUGCCCCAGCUCCAUCGCCACAACAACAACAGCAGCGACAACCAAAGACUCUUGUAUUAAAAACUAUACCAUUAAAGGUGAAGCAGGUUGCGCCAACGACGAUCAAGAUGCCACCGAGACAAACUCCGCAGGGCAUGCCACAAAAUAUUGUCCAUCAACAACCUACGGAGGUUUGUCUAAGGUGGAAUAGUUAUCACAGUAACAUGCAGAAUAGUUUCCCGUCCCUUCUGGAUUCGGAACAAUUCGUUGACGUAACUUUAGCUUGCGAAGGACGAUCUCUGAAAUGUCACAAGAUGAUAUUAUCCUCGUGUAGCGAUUAUCUAGCAGACUUGUUACGAGAAAAUCCUUGCCAGCAUCCUAUCAUCUUGAUGAAAGAUCUCAAAUUCUGGGAGGUUGAAGCGCUGGUUAAGUUCAUGUAUCGCGGUGAAGUUAACGUUGCUCACGACAAAUUACCUCAAUUAUUAAAUGCAGCCGAAGCUUUACAGGUUAAAGGAUUAGCAGCAGGUCCUAGUUCCUCCUCGCAGAACUCGAAACCACCGAUGCUUAUACCUCAAACAAAACCGUUAAUAUCUCAACCAGUAGUGCCACAAAUCGUACCAGAAACCAAAGAGAACAAGCCUUCCGCUUCUAGCGUUCCUCCUUCUUCUAGUCCCAAACGCGCGCAAAAAAGACAACAAUCGGAACCUCCUGAGCCACGGCCAUUCACAAAAAUUCGUUUACAAAGACCAAUCACACCAACGUCUCCACCUACGACAGUGAAAACUGAACCCUUGGAUAUACCUCUAAGUCCCACUGAAAUAUUUCCUGAAAGUAACGAGGAUAACUCUAAUCCAGUGAAUUUUGAAAAGCUUAUUAGUUUUCAUGAGGAAGACGAUCCAGGUGGUGAUGAUCUCAACGAUGAAAACAGAGAAAUUAAUUUCUGCGAGAUACCGGGUCCACCGGAUUUGAAUGAUUGCGAAGAUCAGAUGGAAUUUGUACCUACGGACUUUCUAGAACAAGAACAGGACAUCGUUGAAGAAUCGGAACCAGGUUGUAAUAAGGAUAGUAAAGACGAUUUAACCGAUCACAGUUCUGUUGAUGCUGGGGAAGGCGAUGACGAACGAGAUGGAGAAGAAGAAGAAGAAGAAGACCCAUGUUCGAAAGAGGACAAGACAGAGUAAAACGAUUUUAUCUACGAUUUUUUGCUAUCGUUAAGAUAUAAUCGAAUGACAAUUCGAUCGAAAGUGAAGAAAUAAAUAUGUUCGAAUAGCGUCAUUAAUUUUCUGCGAAUAUUAUUGUUAAUAUUGUUAUAAAGUUUACAGUAAGUCGAUCAUAAUAUUUUUCAUUUUUUAAAUUGACUUGACGUAUAAAGAAAUUUUUCUAUGAAGACAUGAUAUCGAAAAAUAUCAAUUUUUUUCUUUUUCUUUUUUUGACAUAACAUUUUCGUUAUGUAUGAGAAUGAAGAAAAUUUAUAUCGAUCAUUUGUUUUAGAAAAAUAUAUAAACCUGUUUUAUCAAUUAUCAUAUUUUCAAGAUCGAAGUGCAUUAUAAUAAUAUUUAACACGUUGCCGCAAAUGGCGAUUAUAGCCGUCUGAUUUUUGGCGAUAUGUAGGCAAAUGACUGCUAUAGCCGUCUUGCACAUCAAUUUCAUAUGGCAGUCAUAAACAAUUGAAAAAAAAUGUAUUUCUAAACACGAUCGUCAAAUUAAAAGUGUACGGCAACGUGUUAACGGAAAUAAUUUAUUGUCGGACUUGUUUCGAAUCUUGUAAUUGGAAUUUAUGCGUUUUUUGUGUGAUCUAGGCAUAAUCUAGAUAUUUUAAGAAUUAGAAGGAUAUGAUAAUAUUCCACUUGCUUCCAAGUUACAUAUUAAAUCAUUGUCUCGUUAAUGAACGAUAAAUCAAAGCUAUCGAUAGCGAAAACCGUUUGACGACUUUAAACGAUACGCCAAAGAAUCGAGCGUGAUAAUGUGAAACAUUUCGUUAAAUCAUAAAGCUUUCGCGCGAACUAAAUCAUUAUACUUUUCUGUUAUCAUUUAUUUUCAUUGUUAGCCCUUAUCGGUCGUAUAUUAACUCUAACGUGACUGUGUAAUUUUAGCACUCAUAUUUCAAGUGAAAGGUGACAAGACUGAACAUGUAAAAACCUCCUAAUUGCCAAGUGUACGCUUUUAUCCAAAAUAUUUGCUUUUAGAUUUAAACACUUAUGCGUUAAUCUCUAUCUAGGUGAUAUUAAAUAUUAUUUCUUGAAAGAUUUUGACUAUAGAAAUUCAUUUAUUUUUUUUUAAUUUUGUUUUUAAUUUUAAAAAGAGGGGGUUUAUUAACAAAUUUUUGGAUGUUCCAUAUCUGAAUCAAAAUCAGUGAGUGUGUUAAUAACAAUUCAAAAAGAAGUUUAGAUAAAGUUUAAACAAAAAUAAUGUAUUUUCAAUAAGAAAUAAUUUUAUUAAAACAUCAUUCGCAUAACCACCUAAUAAAACUCUCAUGUAACAAGUUAUAUACAAAACGCUAAUGUCCGAUAAGGGUAACGAAUAUUUUAUUUUUUAUAUUUAACUAAACAUAUACAUAGAACAGUCUAUAUAAUUAUUUAUUUUUGAAGAUAAGUUUUUUCGUUUUUGUUUGAUGCACAUCGAUAAAAACGACAUGCUUAGUAUUCGAUGGAAAUGCAUUUAAAUAUUAUAUAAAUUCGUCGAAAAUUUAUGUAUCUAAUUUCGGCGUUAACAUUAUAUUUGAAAAAGAAUCGAUGCAUUUAUACAAAUUAGAAAUAAAUUAAGGAUGCAUCCGAUUAUAUGUGAGUAGAUUGAUCGCAUGUCUAAAAAAUAUUUUAUAUUAUACCUUCGUUUGAAUCUUAGAUUCUAGAUUGUCGUACGCGUUUAUUUCACAUUUCGAAGAUCGUGCAUUACCUCUUAUUGUAAAAGUUCUAAUAAUUAAGCAAAGAAGAUUGAUUUCUUAUUCAAAAAUAAUACAGUAUACGUGUAAAAGAGCGGUAUCGCGCAAAUAUUCAAUCAAUCGCACGAUGUCGACUCUAUGAUUGGAAAGUAUAUGUACAUUGUAAUAUGUGAAAUAUUAUGUCUUAUAAAUAAACAGCUAUUACAACGUAUGGCGAAAUAA